CGACAGCUCUCGAUCCAUCCCUUCCUUCCCCUUCACUUUCUCCUCCUCGUGAAGCGAGCUCCCCCCUGUCCCUGCGAUUCCCAUUCCGUUUCCAUCCCGUCCCGGCCGGAACGGCUUCAAAACGGCCGCGGCGCAGAUCCACACGCACAGGCAGGCAGGCAGGCAGACGGACAGGACCGCCGCCGCAGUUUUCAAAUCCCGGGGCGGAUUUCCUUCCCUGCACCUGCAGAGAGAGAGAGAGAGAGAGAGACGGGGCCCAGCAAUAGCACCACCGGGAUCUCGCCUUCUCGUCGUCCGUCCACCUGUGGCGCCGGUGACCGAAGGGUGAGGGCGCUAGCUAGAGCCUAGAGGCUAGAGCCAUGUGGAACAGCAUCUACCGGUUCUUGUGCGGCCUGUGCGCGCCGUCGUCGUCGGAGCACGGGCUCCACGGCGCGCACCCCGUCGCCGCGCUCGGCCGCGACAUCCUCAGCUUCCAGAGCACCUCGCAGGUUCCGGACGAGCUGAGCCGGCACGUCGUCUCCUCCAAGAAAGCGCAGGCGAAUUGGUACAAGAAGCUGCUGGUGGCAUGGAAGAAAGCCCGGCCGCCUCCGAAGACGCCCGAGGAAGCUGCGGCCUUCGUUGUGCAGACGCUCAAGAACCAUCAGAAAGCAGAUGUGGAGGGCCUGCUGUCUUUCUACGGCCUGCCGCAUCCGAACGCGGCAGCAGGCACACCCGCUGCUCCGCCGCCGCCCAAGAAGCCCCAGGGCGCCAAGUUCGAGCUGCACACGCUCCCCAUUGAUCCCAAGUCUGUGGCCGACGGCGACACCGUCAACGUGUACGUCGACACGGCGGACCCCCGGGAGGCCGGCAGCGUGCCCCGCGAGGUGCAGAAGGCUGCGGCGGAGCGGGCCAAGGCGCGGGCCGCCAAGAACUACCAGAAGGCCGACGCGCUGCAGAAGAUCAUAGUCGACGCAGGAUACAGGCCGGUUCCUAACGCGAGAGGCGAGGAGGUGCUAGCGAAGAAGUACAGGAUCAGGCUGAGGGGGAUCGAUGCGCCCGAGAGCGCGAUGCCGUAUGGCAAGGAGGCCAAAGAGGCGCUGCUCAAACUUGUCCAGGGGAAGAGCUUGAAGGUCUACGUGUACGACGAGGACCGGUAUGGUAGAUGCGUCGGAGACAUCUACUGCGACGGCGUAUUUGUGCAGGAGCAAAUGCUGAAGAAAGGUUUUGCCUGGCACUACACCGCCUAUGAUCAACGCCCAGAGCUGGCCAAGUGGGAGAAACAAGCACAGACUGGGCGGAAGGGCUUGUGGGCGUCGUCGAAGCCACAGAAACCAUGGGAGUGGAGGAAGGACAAGCGCAACGGGACAGCAUGAGCAGACCCCCGAGACUUUUUAGGGUGGUAUAUCGAUAUUUCGGGGCUCAGUGGCGGCGUAGUAUGAUUGUGUGUGUACACUAGACGAUUCCUUAAAGUUACAGGGCUGUGAAUCAGGAGGGUAGAGAUUGGUGUAUCGCACAGUUGUAUCAAAUGCAUUGUAGCACCAUUUAUACUGCUGUAAAGCAGAGUAACUGAGCCUGUGAAAUGUGUUGUAUGCAAAGCCACUUCUGACGGUGGGAGCUGUUCAAUGCAGCCGAGCAAAGUUUGCAAUCAAAAUUUGACACCGUAGCUAAA
Molecule: messenger RNA, 1648 nt
Organism: Sorghum bicolor (sorghum)
Lineage: Eukaryota; Viridiplantae; Streptophyta; Magnoliopsida; Poales; Poaceae
Product: probable staphylococcal-like nuclease CAN1
Exons: 10
Coding region: 360-1352 (330 amino acids)
Cellular component (GO): cytoplasm
Molecular function (GO): nucleic acid binding; nuclease activity
Source: RefSeq, a predicted model, not a curated record